Molecule: messenger RNA, 1337 nt
Organism: Phalaenopsis equestris
Lineage: Eukaryota; Viridiplantae; Streptophyta; Magnoliopsida; Asparagales; Orchidaceae
Product: putative SOS response-associated peptidase YoqW
Exons: 9
Coding region: 93-1187 (364 amino acids)
Biological process (GO): DNA damage response
Molecular function (GO): single-stranded DNA binding
Source: RefSeq, a predicted model, not a curated record
CGCCGCUUCAACUUCGCUGCCAAUAUAUAGGGUUGGGGAGCACCGGGCAGCAGUACCCAGAGAUACAGAGAGAGAGAGAGAGCCCUUCUAGAAUGUGCGGAAGGGUUCGCUGCACUCUGAACGCAGCACAGGUGGGGAGGGCCUGCGGGCUACAGGACGGCGAUGCCGAUUCCGUCCGCACCGUUGAUAUGGACUGUUUCCGCUCUUCUUACAACGUUUCUCCGGGCACUUACUUACCAGUGUUCACGGUGCGCAGCGACGCCGCCCUGGGAUUGCAGGCUGCUAAUCCCUGCGGUGUCGUCCACUGCAUGAAGUGGGGGCUUGUCCCGAGCUUCACAAAGAAAGCAGACAAGCCAGACCACUACAGGAUGUUCAAUGCUAGAUCCGAGUCUGUUAAAGAGAAGGCUUCUUUUAGGCGUCUCAUUCCACAUAAUCGGUGCCUCGUGGCAGUAGAAGGAUUCUAUGAGUGGAAGAAAGAUGGAUCCAAAAAACAACCAUACUAUAUACAUUUUAAAGAUGGAAGACCUCUCGUUUUUGCUGCGCUUUUUGAUUCGUGGGAGAAUAUGGAAGGACACAUCACCAGUGAGAAACUUCACAGCUUCACAAUUUUGACAACUCGUUCUUCAGCAGCCUUGGAAUGGCUCCAUGAUAGAAUGCCUGUGAUAAUUGGAAGUAAGGACACCAUGAAUAUCUGGUCAAGUAAUUCCCCUCUCAAACUUGAAGCAGUACUUUCUCCUUACGCAUAUUGUGAUCUGGUAUGGUAUCCUGUUACUUCUGCAAUGGGAAAUCCUUCUUUUGAAGGUCCUGAAUGCAUCAAAGAGAUACCAUUGAAGCUUAGUGUUCAAAAUAAGAUAUCUAAGCUGUUUUCAAAAAAGACUGAUUACAACAUGAACAAAUUCAAGGCAGACUCUGAGUUUAUAAAAUCUUUUGACGUUUUCACCAAAAAUGAGAAUCCGGACUGUUUGAAGGAGGAACAUGCUAUCAUGGAAGUCACUAAAGAGAGAGACGAGUCCAAUGACCUUCCAUCAGUAGAAAAGAGAGCUGGUAUAAAGCGAGAACCUGAGGAGAUGGGAUAUGAUUUAGAAGAUAAAACUGAGUUACCCGAUGGCUGCUCCACUCCAGUGAAGAAAAAGCUGCAAACAGCGGACAAACAAUCAUCCCUUCAUUCUUAUUUUGGAAGAAAAUAGGGAACAGUUUGCUUUAGCGCUUGCAACAGGCUUGCUGUUUUUAUUAAGAAUUAUAAGUGCAGACUAGAAGAGCUUCAAGUUUCAUUAAAAAAAUAUUUUGAUGCAUGCCAAAUGAAUGCCUGAAAGCAUCUCUGCUUAUGAUCUGGAACU